Molecule: messenger RNA, 2505 nt
Organism: Trematosphaeria pertusa
Lineage: Eukaryota; Fungi; Ascomycota; Dothideomycetes; Pleosporales; Trematosphaeriaceae
Product: MFS general substrate transporter
Exons: 4
Coding region: 424-2190 (588 amino acids)
Biological process (GO): transmembrane transport
Molecular function (GO): transmembrane transporter activity
Source: RefSeq, a predicted model, not a curated record
CGCAAAUCGCCCCGGGAUCUACCCCUCUCACCCAGCGCAACAGAACGCCAUCGCACAGUAUCCAGGUAAAAUGCAUCCCCAAGCCGCCCGGAACCUCCAGCAAGAGGUGGUCGACCUACAAUACCCGGCUCCGCGGCGCAUCAUGGGCCGCUAUUCCCGAACAUGAACGGGUUCGCCAACCACAUCCCCGGCAUAACCUGAAGAUGGAUGCGCCGUCAAUGCGCCUUCAAUGCGCCUGGUGCUCAACCGUGCAGAGCUAUCGGGACCCUAGAAAAGAACUUAGCGCCUUGUGGGUCUGUUGGCAAUGACUGAUUUCAUAUCAUCGCCGUCCCCUCCUGGGGCUGAAUCCCCCUUCUCCAUUCUAUGUCUUCAGAGGCAAUACCCGCUGCGAGUUGAAAGGAGCCUGGAUGGAAAUUGUUUACCAUGGCCGAUCCAGAGAUUGAACUGCCCAUGACGUCGUCCCAGCUCGCCCUCGACGACCAACCUUCGGGAAUAAGGACCAGACCAACAAAUCCGGACGAUGUAUUUCGGAACGCUUCAGAGGACCCCACAUUUGCAGCCUUCCCAACUUCCGACGAGAAGUACAACGAGAAGAGCGACAAUGAGGCACUCUCGGAAGACGACGAGCAAGAGCCUGGCGACAUUGUGUAUCACUAUUUGACCUUUUCGACCGAGCUGCCCAAUCCUACCACCAUAUAUCCAACGAGAGAGGAUCAGGAAACCCCCCCACAUCCGCCAGACCUAGUCAAAUUCACUUCGCCAUUCGAAUGGCCGAACUCGAGGAAACGAGUUAUCAUUUGGGUUUCUUGUGUCAUCACUGCUCUUACAGCUUUCACGGCUGGAGCGUAUAGCCCUGGCGUAGGGCAAAUGACUGAGGAAUGGCACAUUAGCAAUGUUGCGGCGUUGGUUGGCAUUACCACUUUUACCAGCGGCUUCGCAAUAGCCCCAAUGGUUUUAGCACCCUUCUCCGAGAUCAACGGACGACGACCCGUCUUCAUCGCCUCUGGAAUCCUGUUCGUGAUAUGCCAGCUCUGUACAGGGCUAACCCGCUCGUACGCCGGAAUGCUUGUGGUCCGCUUCUUCGUCGGCGUAGGAGGCUCAACCUUCUCCACUAUGGUCGGAGGAAUCGUUUCAGACAUCUACCACACCGAAGACCGCAACACGCCUAUGGCCCUCUUCUCAGGCGCCGCCCUCUUCGGCACCGGUUGGGGCCCCCUCGUCUGCGGUUUCAUCGCGCAGAACACCACCUGGCGCUGGAUCUUCUACGUGCAGACCAUAACUUGUGGCUCCGUAGUCGCCCUCAUCUGCAUAAUCUUCAAAGAAACGCGCGGCAGUGUUCUUCUCUCCCGGAAAGCCCGCGCCCUAAACAAAUGGUACGAAGCGCGCGAAGCAGCUGGCUACUACUGCUUCAACAUGCCGGAUCCGAGCGGCUCUGGUGGUCUGGUUUCGCAGCGCAUAAGAUGGAAAGUGAAAGCCGAUGAAGAGCGCUCUUCCAUUAGUAAAAUGAUCGCGAUCUCUCUCUACCGGCCCUUCCAUCUGCUCGUCACCGAGCCCGUCGUCUUCUGGUUCAGUCUCUGGGUAGCGUUUUCCUGGGCAGUACUCUACCUCACACUCGCCGCCAUCCCGCUCGUCUACCAGCGCAACCAUGGCUUCUCGCUUCAACAGGCUAACGCCGUGUUCGCGGCUAUGUGUGUCGGCUCCAUCAUCGCAACCUUUCUGUCCAUCUAUCAAGAGAAGAUUGCAAAGAAGUACGGCAAGUUGGCCAGCACGCCUGAGGGCCGGCUGUACUUUGCCUGCGUAGAGAGUGCAUGUAUGCCCAUUGGUCUUUUUAUGUUUGGCUGGACGAGCUUUCCGGAUAUCCACUGGGUUGUGCCGGCCAUCGCUAUUAGUAUCGCUACGAUCGGUAUCUUCGCCAUCUAUCUUGCGGUAUUCAACUAUCUCGCCGAUACGUACCAUCGCUACGCUAGUUCUGCGCUUGCAGCGCAGUCCUUUUGCAGAAACAUGCUCGGCGGCGUCUUCCCCCUAAUAACAACGCAAAUGUACAACCGCCUCACCUUCGGCGGCGCAAGCUCGCUCCUCGGCGGCAUAGGCACCCUACUAACCCUCGUCCCCUGGAUCCUGGUCUUCUACGGUCCGAGGAUUCGCGCGAGGAGCAAGUUCGCGAGCGAGAUUAUGGAUGUAACGGCCUAGUGGAGCUCCGAAGCAGAGAGACAUUUUCUCUCACUCGAGAUUAUGCAUGUCACGGCCUUGACUGAGUGAUAGAGUAAGGGAGGCAUCUUUGGAUUCGAAUUUUAUGAUACCCUCGACCGGAAAGAAAAGGGAGAGCAAAGAUCUGGGGAACAGCUUUUAGUGGGAUGAAUUUUUUACGAAUGUUAGUAAGAUAUCGACGUGGUGCAAUAGCAGUCUUAGUAGAAGCCGUGCCACGUCGAUAAAGCCUAUACGUGAUGCGCUAUUGCGUAACGCUUUCAAAUUUUUGUGCCUUGGUGAAGGAAGAACAGCGCGCAG